Messenger RNA from Mytilinidion resinicola, 951 nucleotides. RefSeq names its product G-patch-domain-containing protein. Gene Ontology annotation, molecular function: nucleic acid binding. The transcript is spliced from 2 exons. Gene Ontology annotation, cellular component: kinetochore. NCBI's taxonomy places the organism in Eukaryota, Fungi, Ascomycota, Dothideomycetes, Mytilinidiales, Mytilinidiaceae. The coding region runs from base 1 to 951 and encodes 316 amino acids. The record is from RefSeq and is a predicted model, not a curated record.
AUGGCGGACUCUGACGAUGAAGAUGACUACAUGUCUAUGGCCAUCGCCGAGCCUGCGCAAGCACUCAAGGAAACCUCUAUCCAGCGGGUCGCUCGCAAAAAGCGCGAGGCUGCGCUCAAAGCUCAAGUUAAAUCGAAGGCGGAGAAAGCUGCGGAUGAAGCAGCCGCACGAGAGGCAGCUCUUGCCACACCGCUCCACGACACGUCUAAUAAGGGAUUCAAAAUGAUGGCCAAGCUGGGGUUCAAACAUGGAGACACCUUGGGCGCUGACAAAGGCGGCCGCGCGGAGCCUAUUCAGGUGGUGCUCAAGGAAGAUAGAGGCGGCAUCGGGCUCGAUACAGAGAAGAAGAGGAAGUUCCGAGAGCAGAUGAACCAUGAAGCAAAGCGCGUCAAAGCGGAGGAAGGGGAAUACCGCGAGCGUGUCAGAUUUGAGAGAGAAGAACUCAAACGCGAAGGCCAGAUCAGGAACGCUCAAAGGGUUGCGGAGGAGCUUGCCUCGAAAGCAAAGGAAGACAGUAGUACACAGCUGGAACCCAAGGUCACAAAGCCCACGCCUAAGAAUGCCCGCCAGCCUCUGAGGAGUAUAAAUGUGCUUUGGCGGGGCUUAGUGCGGCAACGGCUGGUGACUGAUGGGGAGAAGCGAAUGCGGCAUAAUCUAACAUCUGUUCGCUCGUUUCUUCCGACUUACGAAGACCCAGAUCUAGAUCGAGAAGACUUGCUUGCACUUGGCCGAGACGAGAAGGCAGGUGUGUUUAAGGAAGAAGUCGAGGACGAAGUUGAGCAGGAGGACUCUGAACUAGACCAGUUCAAUGCUUUGCCCUCCGAACAGCGAUUGGAGAGACUCGUCAUUUAUAUGCGGCAAGAACAUCGAUACUGCUUCUGGUGUAAGUAUCAGUACUCUGACGAGGCAAUGAGCGACUGCCCUGGGAUCACGGAAGAUGACCACGACUGA